UUUUUAUUUUUCAGAUCGAACGUUUUCGGUUCCUACCUAAUUUGAAAGUCCUUAAUCUAGAAGGCAAUCCUUUAGCGCAAGAAUCGGAAUUCUCUCUAAGUGAUUAUAUAGCUGCUAUUCUGCCCAAACUAAAGUAUUACGAAUAUGUGGCUAUUGGAGACGAACAAAGAGAAAGUGCAAGAAGACGCUUCUACCGAGAACUUCGUGAAAUAGAGACCAAUGAAGAAAUGGAGUUACAGGCACGCUCACAAAAGCUAAGAGAAGAGGAGAACGCGAAGAGGUUAUCGGUAAGUUUCGUCGAACACUUAAACGAACACCAACUGUACGAAUCCUUGUGGAAUGGUGACGAGGACGGACGAAUUUUAAUGAUGAUUGGAGAAGCUGCUAACGAUUUGGCCGAAGAGUAUGACAAUGAUAUAUUCGAAUUAACCCAAGAGAUCUACAAGCUAGGCUUAGAAAAGUACGAAGAGCGUCAACGAGAAAUUGACAAAUUUCAUCAAAGUAUCGAACAAGGUCAUCUCGAAAUUCAACAAAUGGGUCACAAAAUCCUUGAAGAUUUCUCGAAAUACAAAGACACUUUAUUCGAAGAAGCUAUUUCUUGCCACAGGAUUAUCGAAGCACGACUGAUGCGUGGCGAUGAUGCCGAAAAUGAAGAAGUCAUCAAGCAAAGGGACACAUUGGAUCGUAUAACCACGCAGUUCGACGAUACGGUCAACAAUGUUUGGCAACAACUGAUGAGUCAAGAAUUGCAGCUACACGAGGCAACAGAAGAAACAACAAUAAAUUUUCAACGAAAAAUGCAAGAAAUGAUAGCAAAGUUUGUGGAACAAGCUCAAACUCAUUUCGGCCAACUGCGUGAUGUUGCGGUACAUUUCUCGGAGAAUCUGAACGAAAUUGUUUCCCGUUUCAUAGCUACAAAAUUGGCAAUGCAGGACAUAAAGAGCAUUCCAGAUCCACUUAGAAUAUGUAUCGAAGAUCGAGAGGCUAUUGGUAAUCUGAUAGCUGGUAUGAAAGAUACACAUACUCAAAAAAUUGAUGAACGAGAAGAUCGGCUAAUACAAAGGAGCAAGGAGUUUGUUGAAAAUAUGAUUUGCGAAUUAAACAAGGAUGAACUGGAGAGAAACCGUGCAAAAAUUUUGGAAAUCAAUACCUUUUUAGACCUUGUAACCGAAAACUUACAAAAUCUUCAACAGGAAGUUCAAGACGAAUUGCAAAACAACGAAAAUUAAGAAUCAUAUA
This is a messenger RNA of Musca domestica (house fly), 1239 nucleotides long. RefSeq names its product dynein regulatory complex subunit 3-like. The coding region runs from base 228 to 1229 and encodes 333 amino acids. NCBI's taxonomy places the organism in Eukaryota, Metazoa, Arthropoda, Insecta, Diptera, Muscidae. The record is from RefSeq and is a predicted model, not a curated record. The transcript has 4 exons.